CUCGCUCCGCCUGCUCGCCCCUUCCACCUCCCCAAACAACACCCCUCCCACCUCACCAAGCGCGCUGCUGCUGCUGCUGCUGCUGCUGCGGUGGUUUGGCUGCUUCCUCCUCCUCCACCUCUUCCCCCUCGUCGUCUUCUACCUUUGCCCGCGUCGGUUGCUUGCUGCGGUGUGGCUGAGCUGAGCGUACGGGCAGGCAGGGCUUGCUUGCUCGCUUGGGCACCCGGAGUGUCGCUGUCCGCCUCUGCCUUUCCUUUCCCACUCUCUGUUUUGUGUCCUUGCUCUCCUUUGGCCUUUUGCUUUCCCAACCUCUCCCUUCCCGGCCUCAAUAAUGACGGAGGCGCCGCGGCGGGUUCGUUCCUGAAGGCCUUCUCCCCCCGUCCCGUCUCGUCUCCGCCGGCGUGCCAGAAUCCAAAUCCACCUGCAGUUUUUUCCUCUCUUGUUCCCGGAGUAAUUUCGGUUCUUGGUUGUUUGGGGCGGCUCUAGCUUUCCCUUCUGUUGUGUUCAGGUGGUGUUGGUGUCGACCGCUCGGGGAAAGCUCCCUUUCUUCUUGCUCUUAAGCUUCUCAGAGUUGGCUCGGUUGUGCCCAGCUAGGCCUCGUUCUUGCUGGGGAUUGGGUCGAUUGGGAAGUUUUGUCCUUAGGGUUUGGUAGGAGGUGCUAGUUCACAAGCUGUUGUCAAGUUGCUCUGAAUUGGCGCGAAUUGGGAUGCUCUUGGACGCCAUGAUGAUGGAGGCCAGGAAGGGGAUGAUGGAGAGGGAAAGGGAGAGGGACCAGUUCCCCGUCGGCAUGCGGGUCCUCGCCGUCGACGACGACCCCGUCUGCCUCAAGGUUCUCGAGGUCCUCCUACGCCGCUGCCAGUACCAUGUAACAACCACCAACCAGGCUGCCACUGCACUGAGGCUGUUAAGGGAGAACAAGGACAUGUUUGACCUGGUCAUCAGCGACGUCCACAUGCCCGACAUGGACGGCUUCAAGCUCCUCGAGCUCGUGGGGCUCGAAAUGGACCUCCCUGUCAUCAUGUUAUCGGUGAACGGGGAGACGAAAUCCGUGCUCAAGGGGAUAACCCAUGGCGCCUGCGAUUACCUCCUGAAGCCGGUCCGGAUCGAAGAGCUCAGGAACGUGUGGCAGCACGUCGUCAGGAGGAAGUUCAGCAACCGCGAGCCGAACAGUAACCUUGAUCUCUGCAAGGAGAUCAGCAAGCCGCCGAGCGCCGACUCGUACCACCGGCUCGGCCAGGCGACGUGUGACAGCCACAGGUCGUGUGACCAGAGCAACAGGGCCGGCAAGAAGAGGAAGGAGCCGCACAGCGAGGAGGAAGACGAAGGCGAGGACAACGACGACGCCGCGGGGUCGAAGAGGCCGAGGGUGGUGUGGUCAGUGGAGCUGCACCGGAAGUUCGUCGCCGCCGUCAACCAGCUCGGGAUCGACAAGGCUGUGCCCAAAAGAAUACUCGAGCUUAUGAACGUGGAGAAGCUCACCAGGGAAAAUGUUGCGAGCCAUCUGCAGAAGUACAGGCUAUACCUCAGACGGCUAAGUGCCGUGGCAUCACAGCAAGCCAGCAUUGCUGCUGCUUUUGGAGGCAGAGACCCCUUCUUGCACAUGGGAGCAUUUGAAGGACUUCAUAGUUAUCAUCAACCCUUUGCCCCUUCUGCUGCUCUUCCAUCUUUCAAUCCACAUGGACUGCUGAGUAGUGCUGGUGCAGCAGCAUUUGGGCUUCAGGACCUUGCUUCUCCCAAGGCAAACCAGUGUUCUAGCAGCAACGGCGCAGUAAGUCAUUGCGCCGGCGAUACCAAUAAGUUCCACAUUGUGAGCUUACAAGACAACCAACAGGCAGAUUUAUCGCAAGGCUUGACCUCAUCGUCGCUUGGGCAGCCUCAGCUCCAGCAGAAGUGGAUCCAUCAAGAAACCAAUGACCUGUGCUCUGUCUUUUCCGGGGGUGCUCUGGCUAACACUCUGUCUGGCACACUCCAAAGAGUUACAAGCAGUUCAUUGCCACCAGAAGAUCUUUUGGAAUGCACUACACACAUCAAAGUUGGAGCCCAUCCAUCAAUAGGAAUACCAACUGCAAGUUCAGGGCUGCUUGAAAGGUCUGUCGGAGUUUCCGCCGAUUUCCGGGAUUCUUGUAUAUCUCAGCGGUGUGCUCUUCUAAUCAGUGAUGGGUUUUCUGUUGACAAGUUACCGUUGCACAUCCCGUUCGAUCGAGUUGGCGCGACAAAACUUGACGCUAGCUUUGUGGCUGGAGAACAUGAGAUGGACCAAAAGGGGAUAUUUUCGGAAAGAAUGGGUGUUAGUGUUUGUCCUUCUGAGAGCCUUAUAGUAGCCAGCAAUGCCAAAUGUAGAGCUAGUUCCUCUGGCAGUACAAUUCUGCCCCUUCCUCGUGAUACCGAAAGACAUUCAAAAUACCUCCAGUUUGGGGCUGCAAGCAACUCCAGACAUAGAAUGGAUGGAAUGAGACAAGACCAUAGACUGAACAAUGAUGGUUUUAGCUAUGAUGGUGGUGCCAUUGUUCCUGAGCAGACCGAUAUGUAUGAUUUGGGAGUUCCAAAGCUGCAGGGUGGGUUCAAUUCCAGCAGCUGCAACUUUGAUGGUCUUCUCAAUUCUAUAAUAAAAGUGGAGAACGACGAAGUGCCAUUCAAUGAAAAUGACCUCGGGUGUGAACUUUUCCCACUUGGUGCGUGCAUAUGAGAGAUAGUACUAGUAUUUAGGCAAGUCCACUGCAGACCUAGAGGAGACUGUACAGUUAUUCCUAUGGGUAUUUAUCAGCUAUGCUUGUGUACACUACUAGAUAUACAAGGUAGCUAGCCAGGGAUUUCAUAGCUUGUAGGAAUCUGUACUUUCUUUCUCCAGAGAAUGGGCAAUGGAAGCAAAUAUAUGGCGUCUAAUCA
This is a messenger RNA of Triticum dicoccoides, 2886 nucleotides long. RefSeq names its product two-component response regulator ORR22-like. Gene Ontology annotation, molecular function: DNA-binding transcription factor activity; DNA binding. Gene Ontology annotation, biological process: phosphorelay signal transduction system; cytokinin-activated signaling pathway. The transcript is spliced from 6 exons. The record is from RefSeq and is a predicted model, not a curated record. NCBI's taxonomy places the organism in Eukaryota, Viridiplantae, Streptophyta, Magnoliopsida, Poales, Poaceae. Bases 707 to 2686 code for a protein of 659 amino acids.